GUCCAGCAUUCUUUCUCAAUGUGUGUGUGGGUUUGGCCGCAGCCCACUCGGUGCUCUUUGACUCCGCUGGCCUUAUAAGGCAUCCAGAGCCAUGGCAACUGCAGGGCUUGAAUAGCAGUGUCAAAUCCCUCAGCACACAGACACACGCUCACUCUCCCUAAAGGAGGGAGCGAAGCGGAGGAAGAGGAGGCUAUCUCUGCCGUGGCUCGAACAGAAAAGGAGCGCUCUGUGUUUUCGCUAAUUUAUUCCUGCCAAAGCCGGCUGGAAAAACCGGGGAAAAGGGCGAUCAGAGAGGAGCGAGGAGCGCAGCAGUAAAACCCUGAGUCUGUGACAGCUGAAGCGGGGACGUUCUGGCCUCUGGAUGUUACUGCAGGAUGGACAAGCUCUGAGAAAACAAGACAACAGAGACAUGACUUUGGGAAAGGGGAGCAGACUGUGACGGAGGAGAUUUCUCAACUCAGCCUUUGUUUUGGCUUGUUUUUUUCUCUGACAUUUGAUCCUCUGACCCCAUUGGCUUUGAAGGAGCAGAAGAAAACAGAGUUUCGUCACAGAGGGCAGAGCAGGAGGACGUCUUUGGUGAACUUUGCUACUCCAGAAACCAGCUGAGUCAGAAGAAUUAGAUAGUUUCCAAAAACAGAAAAGCAAAGGAAUAUAACACUUUUAUUUCUUUUAGCCAUCUGUGUGCAUUUCUGAAAAAGCCUCAACAAGUUAAGCGUGCGUCUGGACUGGAAGAGCACAGAUCAGAAGAUAGCACCUCAGCACGGCAGGAACUGGUUGGACGAGUUUAUAAGUCAGAGGAAAGGGCAGGGCAGUUUAACCCUGCCUGAAGGAGAACUGACUGGGUAUUAUUUUUCUAUCACCUGCUGGACGCCUUGAGGGAAAGUGCUCUCCUGAAAGAGAAGAGAGGAGGCAGAUUGUUUCCAAUAUCUGCGACUCUUUUCAUCAUGCUCAAUCAUAGGUGAGGUCCUUUCACAGCCGGGGUCGGAGAAAGCGGGUGAGAGGGAAAGGAGAAAGAGUCAAAGAGUAAUUUAUUGUUUCCUGUGAAAAGAGCAGGGCUGCACCCUUUACUCCUGCCUGAACUCUGAACCACUUAAUGCGCGUCUGAAGUUUCUCUCCGAGCUCAAGAGCCAUUGAUCAGAGGUCAGGGCUGAACAAGAGGCGAGAGAGGGAGCGAGCAGAGGGAUUAAAGAAGGGAGAGGAAAAAUAUCGCAGAGGAAGGACCUCCGGGUCAGGACUGCCAGACGGCGAAGGGGAUAAAGGUCAACGCAGGCGAAUCGGGACAACUUCGCCUCCUGUUUUCAGAUCUUCCAGGACGAAGUUGCUCAAAUCCGAACCAGGCGUCCCAACCUCGGAGUCUGAAACCAGUUCUUUAAACUUUGAAAGGGGGGCAACGUGAAACCCGGCUGAGACUGCGAAGGGUCCGUGUAUGAUCCUCUUACGGGGCGGCGCGUCUUUGAGAAUAUGGCCAUGGUGAGCGGGGGAUGGGGCAACCCCAACGGGGACACCAACGGGCUGGGAGACAAGGCGUACCUGAGGAGGGAGGAGGACAACGACUCGCCGCAGGCCGGCAGCAGUGACGUGGACGUGGGCGACGAGGACAAGACCUGCGUGGUGGACUGCGUGGUAUGCGGGGACAAGUCCAGCGGGAAGCACUACGGCGUGUUCACCUGCGAGGGCUGCAAGAGCUUCUUCAAGAGGAGCAUCAGGAGGAACCUGAACUAUUCCUGCAGAUCAAACAGAGAAUGCCAAAUUGACCAGCAUCACCGUAACCAGUGCCAAUACUGCCGUCUGAAGAAGUGUUUCCGCGUCGGGAUGCGCAAAGAAGCUGUCCAGCGGGGUCGAAUCCCUCCGUCUCACUCAGGUAUCAGUCCGAACUCCCUGUCUGGAGGACCUGGGGGUCCGGGCCCGGGUCACAUCGGGGCGGACUACUUCAACGGCCAGCCGGUGUCGGAGCUCAUCUCCCAGCUGCUUCGGGCCGAGCCGUACAGCAACAGCCGCUACAGCACCCCCUACACUCAGACGCAGAUACCUGCGUCGGCAAGCGGCGCGUCCGUCAUGGGCAUCGACAGCAUUUGUGAGCUGGCCGCCCGCCUCCUCUUCAGCACCAUCGAGUGGGCCAGAAACAUCCCGUACUUUCCAGAACUCCCCGUCUCAGAGCAGGUGGCGCUGCUGAGGCUGAGCUGGAGCGAGCUGUUCAUCCUGAACGCGGCGCAGUCCGCCCUGCCGCUGCACAUGGCGCCCCUGCUGGCUGCCGCCGGCUUCCACUCGUCCCCCAUGUCCGCUGAGCGCGUGGUGUCCUUCAUGGACCAGGUCCGGGUGUUCCAGGACCAGGUGGACAAGCUGAACCGGCUGCAGGUGGACUCCGCCGAGUACAGCUGCCUCAAAGCCAUCGCCCUCUUCUCUCCCGACGCGUGUGGCCUGUCCGACCCGGCCCAUGUGGAGUCGCUGCAGGAGAAGGCGCAGGUCGCCCUGACCGAGUACGAGCGACUGACGUACCCCAGCCAGCCGCAGCGCUUCGGACGCUUGCUGCUGCGCCUGCCGGCUCUGCGCGCCGUGCCGGCGAACCUCAUCUCUCAGCUCUUCUUCAUGAGGCUGGUGGGCAAGACGCCCAUCGAGACGCUGAUCCGAGACAUGCAGCUGUCGGGGAGCUCCAUCAGCUGGCCGUACGCGGCGGGACAGUGAACGACCCGCCAGGUCGGAGAGAGACGGGCUGAGGUCAGACUGUCGGGAGGCGUCGCCAUGGAGGCGAGCUAGGGCUGGGCGGCGGGGCUGAAAAAUUAAAUCUACCAUUUUUUUCGUACCAGAUCCGAUUUCCGAUUUUAAUUGAUUUUUUUCUUUAAACAAAAAAAAAAAGAAGAAGAAAUUUUCAAAGAGCAGCUUUUGUUUCAGUCAUUCAUUCUGUUGGUUGUACGGCAGAACAUUUGUGCCAGUUUAUUUACAGGAACACAGUCAUAAUAUCAGCAGAAUAAAGACACAACUUUACCAGAAAAACUUAUGAGAAAAAAAGUCAUUUUAAUAAGAAAGCUUGGAUAUUUUCUUGUGUUGUAGUUCUGAUAAAACUUCAUCCUCCUAAUAUUCAGAUUUUAUUCUCGUACUGAAAACAGAAAAACAUCUUAGCCUGACCCAUAUUGCCAUAAAGUUUACCUGAAUUCAUAGCCCAAACAAACAGAAGCUGUAAAACAAGAUGGCGGCUCUUGGUGAUAUUACAUCACUCUGAACCAUUUAUGUCAAACUCGAGGUGCGGGGGCCAAAUCCCGCCCACCAGAAGUAUUUUUGUGGCUCUUUAGACUCUUAAAUAUAAUUUUAUCAGUCAAACAAAAGUCAUUUUUAUCUGUAUGCUGCCAAAUUACAUGUUCAGUAUUAUUUAAUUUCAACUUCCAGCUUUUUAUUAAUAGUUUUACAGUUUGUUAAUGGGUUUUAUUAAUGCAUUCUGCCAGAACCGGCUCUUUGAGAACGUUAGUAAUUUUGAUACGGCCCAAAAUGAAAAUGAGUUGAACCAAAGGACUGAAAUGGUGAAAGAAAAAAGGUUUUCCAAAUAUUAAAUGUUUAUAAAUUGCUUCAUCGCCCAGCCCUACUCUGGUUUUCAGGUCCUGAUUUUGUCGUUACGGCAGUGAGGAAACGGCGGCGCGGUCCUGCAGCGCUGUCAGUGGCGUUCCCUCCUCUGGCUUCGUCUCCCUCUGAGCGAACAGGGAGGCCAUGUGGGCCGCCACAUGGCCUCUCUCACAUGAGGCCAUGUGCCUCCUCUACCUCCUCCCACAUGACCCCCAAUGUGACUCCAGCUGAACCCGGCGCUGUGUGCUCUCCUGUCUCUGUUGUCCAGUCUAAAUUAAGCCAUAGCAGCCAGAUCAAGGCUGGGACGUUUUGUAGGGAUCACAAACCCAGGAGAUGUAAAUACGAGUCAGUGCUGUGGAGAAACUAUUCACCCCCUUACAGACUGUUUUGGUUUUGAAAAGCUCAAUUGUUCACUGCAAAAAAACAAGAUAUAACCAGAUAUCUUUGGUCUAGUUUCUAGUGCAAAUCCUUAGCGCAAUUGGAAUAAGACAAAAGUGACUUUUCUGCUUGGUUUUAGUGAGUAUUAAUUAAUAAAAAGUACAAGUUCCCCUGACAGAUCAUUUCAUCUAUUAAUAUUGUUCCCGUGUUGUAAGUAAAACAAUCCAGUGAAAUAUGAAUCCUUUGUAUUCAUAUUCAGGAACUAUUGACAAGCUGAAAAGUUUCUUUUAACUCUUCUAGACCGAACGGUCCGGUGACGAUCCAGCCAAAUUUACAGUACCGUAAUUCACUUUGCACUAUCUGAAAGGGGAGACGUUUCACUUUCCAGCCAAUAUCGGGUUAUUACGGUAAUUUCACUCCAGGACAGAGUGAAAUUAAUCUGAGUGGCAAUCUUUCAAUAGAUGGUAAAUUUCCAAAAAUAACUUGCUAGAUACUGAAAGUUCCAGUUCUGGACAAAUGGGCAAAUAUAUUUACUCACAGGUCAAUUAAAGAACAAUUAAAAGAAUAAGUUUUGUCUUAUUUCAAGUGCACCAAGUAUUUGCAAUAGAAACUGCAGUACUUGGUAAGGUUUUGUGUUUUUGCAGUGUUUGCUUUCUCUAAACCUACAAAGAUGUAGAACAAUUAGAGCUGCUCUUAACUGAGAAACAUGAUGUCUGCAGCGGCUUAGAUGUUGCUUUGUGACGUCCUGGAAGAGUUUUUGAAGUGCUUCUCUUUGGCCUGUCAUUGCUAGGAAGGUUCACCAUGGUUCCAUGUUUUAUUCAUUUGUGGUCAGUGUCUCACAUUCUGGGUUUCUGGGGUUCAGAAGCCUCAGAAACGGCUCCAUAACUCUUUCCACACUGACAGAUGCCAGGCUUUGUUCUCAUAGGUCAUUUCAUUAGAUUGGGGCAUGAUGUGCAGCUUUUACACGUCUUUAUGUUGCCAGACAUGUUCUGUUUCACUCAUUUCUUGACUCUUUGGGUCUGAGCUCGGCUUUCUAGUUAAAUCAUGAUUCAACAAGUUUGCCCAGGCUGCUAUGGAGAGGUACGCUUCUGAAAUUAAAAUUAGCUUCUUGUGAAAAUGAAGAGGAAAACAACAUCUGUAAGGAGGGGAUUUUGUUCACAGCACUGUACAUAAACAGAAAGUGUUAGCUCUACUUUUUUUUUAUUUGCAAAUACCUUAGUUUUUUUUUUUUUUUUUUCUUGUUAAGACGGGGACCUGUCGUGUUUCUCCGCAAUGAUGCAAAUGUAUUAAACGUUAAAACACAGCCUGGUUGUUCAGACAGUCACGUCCCUGUGGAUAUUUUUAUUACCUCAUGUUUUCUUCACCACAGACAUGGAUUGUAUGGUGAACUUACUGAUGUGUUCAUGAUAAAGGGAUCAACCGCGGCAUCGGAUUUCGCCUGAAGCAUCUUUGAGGAUUCUUUAAGCCUCACCUGGGAUGAAACAAGAUGGCCGACUCAAGUGAAUCUUUUAUGACGACUUUUUGCUCCCUGGAUGCUGUUUCCUUUUCCUUUGCUUUUAUAAGUGUUGAUUUAUUUCUUCCCCACUUUACUCCCCCUUUAAGAGAUGAGUCGUCUCCAGAUAAUUAUGAUGAUGAUGAUGAUUAUGAUGAACGGUACGUUGAUGUUUAGACGUGACUUUAGGAUCCAGGUACUUCGUAGUUCAUAAAGGCUGUGAACUACAGAAACUCUUUAUUUUUGCCAAACUAAUAAUUGAUUAAACAUGUUUUGGUGUGACUUAUUUUUCCUGCUAUAAGAUUUUUAAAAAGGCAGUAAGAGCCGUGAUCCCUGGUGCAUCAGUUUGUGUUUAUUUGUUAGUAUUUUGACUUUAGUGAUUUAACCGUGGCAGUAGAUUUACAUGUAAACGAAUCAUGUUUCAUGCCAAAACUAAAAACUGCUAAAGAAGUU
This is a messenger RNA of Poecilia latipinna (sailfin molly), 5875 nucleotides long. It is a transcript of the gene nr2f6b, whose product is annotated as nuclear receptor subfamily 2, group F, member 6b. The transcript is spliced from 5 exons. The coding region runs from base 1462 to 2682 and encodes 406 amino acids. Gene Ontology annotation, biological process: regulation of DNA-templated transcription. Gene Ontology annotation, molecular function: zinc ion binding; DNA-binding transcription factor activity; sequence-specific DNA binding. NCBI's taxonomy places the organism in Eukaryota, Metazoa, Chordata, Actinopteri, Cyprinodontiformes, Poeciliidae. The record is from RefSeq and is a predicted model, not a curated record.